CUUUGAACCCGCCGUGGUGGUGAAGACAACAUCUCCCAAGUUCCCACGCUACCUCAGAAGUCAUCAAACUAUGUAUUUUGUUAUUAAUAUUCUCAAAUUAUUCUUUACCGUAUUUACAUUUUUAAAUGCGCAGCGCGCAUGCGGAAAGGACAAAGACGCGGUCCAAUCGGAAGCGUGCAUCCUGUCAAACUCCGCUGCAGACGCAUCCGUACAGUUCUGCAGGAAGAUAUCAUAAUUAGCAUCGACCACACACAGUGAUGACCCGAGUAUGAACAUGUUUCCAGAGGACUUUGCAUGGGGAGCGUCCACGGCCGCCUAUCAAAUAGAAGGGGGUUGGGACGCGGACGGCAAGGGGGAGAGCAUCUGGGACGCGUUCUGCCACCGGGAUGACAGUUCGGUGUUUGAGCGUCACACUGGAGACGUCUCCUGCAACAGCUACCAUCUCUGGGAGGAAGACCUGCGGUGCAUCGAGGAGCUAGGCCUCACCCACUACCGCCUGUCGCUCUCCUGGUCCCGCCUCCUCCCCGACGGGACCACGGGACACGUCAAUCAACAAGGCGUGCGGUACUACAACCAGCUUCUGGACGGCCUCCUCGCCCGCGGCGUGACCCCCAUGGUGACCCUCUACCACUUCGACCUGCCCCAGGCCCUGCAGGACCGGGGGGGCUGGCAGUCGCCCGACACGCCCGCCCUCUUCGACGCCUACGCCCGCUUCUGCUUCGGCGCGUUCGGCGACCGCGUGAGGCUGUGGAUCACCCUCAACGAGCCGUACGUCUGCGCCAAGCUGGGCCACGAGGACGGCCUCCACGCGCCCGGCGUCCGGGGGGCGGCGGCGGGGGGCGCGGCGGCGUACCGGGCGGGCCACCACAUGCUGCGGGCGCACGCCCUGGCGUGGCACAGCUACGACGCCGGCUACCGCCGCGCGCAGGGCGGGCUGGUGUCCAUGGCGAUCAACAGCGACUGGGCCGAGCCGGAGGACGCCGACAGCGCGGAGGACGCCGCCGCCGCCGCGCGCUACCUGGCCUUCAGCCUGGGCUGGUUCGCCUGGCCCCUGUUCGUCAGCGGGGACUACCCCGAGGUCAUGAGGGCGGCGGUCGGCGUGCGGCUGCCCCGCUUCUCCGGGGACCAGCCCGCGGCCCUGGGCACGGCCGACUUCUUUGCGUUGAACUACUACACCGCCCGCAAGGUCCGGAGCGUCGACGGGGGCGGCGGCGGCGUCGACGGGGGGGCCCCCAGCAUGAAGACGGACCUGGGGGCCGAGGGCGUGGUGGACCCGGCCUGGCCCCUCUGCGGGCUGCCCUGGCUGGCCGUGGCCCCCCAGGGCCUGAGGCAGCUGCUCAAGUACAUCAAGGCAACCUUUAACCACCCCGCCGUCUACAUCACCGAGAACGGCUUCGCCCAGACGGGGGCCGUGCUGAUGGAGGACGGCGAGCGCGCCGCCUUCUACCGGGAGACGGUCGGGGAGGUGGCCAAAGCGAUUGAAGAGGACGGGGUCGACGUCCGCGGUUACUUCGCCUGGUCCCUCCUGGACAACUUUGAGUGGGCGGACGGCUACAGCGCCCGGUUCGGCCUGUUCCACGUGGACUUCUCCGACGACGAGCGCGCCCGGACUAUGUACCGGUCGGGGCGGGAGUACGCAGCGAUCAUCUCGAAGCACAGGUCCCGAUCACGGGCCCAUCGGGAACUCACCAGCAGCUAGCAGAGCAGUGAACCACACACACGCACACGAACACACACACACACACACACACACACACACACACACACACACACACACACACACACACACACACACACACACACACACACACACACA
Molecule: messenger RNA, 1816 nt
Organism: Gadus macrocephalus (Pacific cod)
Lineage: Eukaryota; Metazoa; Chordata; Actinopteri; Gadiformes; Gadidae
Gene: gba3
Product: cytosolic beta-glucosidase
Exons: 5
Coding region: 269-1699 (476 amino acids)
Biological process (GO): carbohydrate metabolic process
Molecular function (GO): hydrolase activity, hydrolyzing O-glycosyl compounds
Source: RefSeq, a predicted model, not a curated record